AUAGCAGUUUUGUUUUGAAAUAUUAUAGCAGUAUAUAUUAGUAUAAGUCAGUUGUAAAUUAUCUUAAUAUGUAACAUAAACAUUAAAUGGACACAAACUAUUUUUCUGCAUCAAAGCACCACAAAUGAAUGAUAAUAAUUUGGUUUAAUUGUUGGUUUGAGUUUAAUGCACUGUGACGUCACUCUCAGCUAUAGACUUACACUGAAAUAUAUUCAUUAUAAUAUUUCAAAAACUGAACCAGCACAGAUGGCUCUUUUUACAAUUUAAUUUAUUUGUUUUUUACCCAAAGUGCCUUGGUAGUUCAGUUUUGAUCCCUGGAGAAUAAACACUGUAAAGGUCCAUGUAUUAAAAUUAGUAUAAAAAAAAAGCUUGGCUUAAUGAAAAAAAAUAAAAGAAUUUAAAAUGAAUAAUAAGCAAACAAAAUACAAUGCGUUUGGAGAAAUUAAAUAUGACAUUUAAAAUGUAGGCUACAUGAAUAAUAACUGUUUAAACCAUGCAAAGUGAGUUUUAAACAAACAUUAAGUACAGCUCUAAAUCUAAAUGACUAAAACUAAAGCAGCAACGAAACAAAUCUAAUGGAAACUAAAGAAAUUAAACUAGUUUUGAAAAUCAUGUUUAUAACUACUGGCUAGUAAUAUUUCUUGGAGAAAGAGAUUCAUCAAAACCUUUGCAAAAGCAUCCGAAAAACGUGAUCAGGAGCUGUUCAGGAUGCUCACAGUGCACAUUUCCUCCGACAGGUCUCAUUCUAUUAACCGCAGCUCUCAGUAUCGAUUCUCGGUAUCGGUUCGGUAUCGGUUCAUUAUCGAGAGGACGAUUAAGCAGCUAUAAACCGCACGCGCCGACAGUCCAGUACAGUCUUAAUCAGUGAUGAUGAACUGUGAGCAGGCUGUGCUAAAGAUCUAAUGAAGUGCUUCAGAUCCACAGUGUGAUCAAUAAGCAGGAGACUCGGCACUACAGCACACAGGGUUCAGGCGCACCGGCUACGUGCCAAACCGCAGGCUUCUGAAACAGGAAAUGUCACACUACAGCCACGAGGCAAAGCAGUUUUACUCAAAAAACGCGUACAGUCUGGUACAGUGCUUCCUGACGCAGUGAUGGAUUAAAGAGGGAAAGAGUCGCACGGUGCUGUGCGCCCUGCGCCCUGCGGCUGCGCUCCAAACCGCACACUAUAGUGCACUAAUCCCCUGCUGUGAUCACAGUUUCAACAAAGCCAAGCAGGUUACUGAUUAUUACUAAUGCUUCCUCCAGUUCCACUACUUCCUUUUGUGUUUGAAGGUUUGUCAGAUACUAUUUAAUAACAAUACUAAUUAAAAAAAAAAACAGCAUGUGGAGAGAAGUGCGCCUGCAGGCUGCGGGUUUGGGUGUGUGUGAGCUGUGAGGAACACACAACUACUGUUUUGACAUAAUACAGCAUGUAGUGGGGGGAGUAUGCGGUUUGGGACACAGCCUAUGAAAUACAGCUUUUGAAACACACACACACGUACACGCACACCGACAAACGCACGGGCGCGCGCGCACGAACACACACACACACACACACACACACACACACAGAAACGCGCGCGCACUCACUCAAUCACUCACACACACACAGAAACGCGCGCGCCCGAAGAAGUUCAGGCUACGCGGGAUUUAGCUCAGAGGAGAGCUCUGUGUGAAAUUAAUGUAACGCAUCGUUAUGGAUUUCUACACCCUGUGGAUGCUGGAUGAACUUGAACAGUUUCCGAUAGAUUUUUUUAAUUAAUUAAUUUAAUUUUUGCUGGAGCAAACUCACAGCUUCUUCUCCACUCAGGUUGUGAACACGGAGGUUCAUCAAGAAAACCCUGUGUGUGUUCAGCUGCAGUUUCAGGGAUCAGCUGAUGAAGUGGACUUCAAAAAGGGUUUAGUGACCUUCUCUUGAAGCGUCUGUUUCUCGACGUCAGUCUGGGAGAAAAAAAAGGAACAGGAAGGCUGGAAAACAAGAGUGAAGAUCAAGUCAGGAGAACUAACAACACUGGUGUAAAGGAAACAGCAUGCAUAGUAUAGGGAGGGAGGGUUGAAGUCUCUUCAGCCCUUCUAUUCAGACUGUCCUCACCCUUGAGCCUGGAGCUCUGUGGCCCAGCGAUGAGUGCCACUGCGAUCUUUCAGUCCCACACCACACCCGCCAUAAAGCAGCUGGCAUGGAUAGCAGCGCAAUUGCCUUCUACAUCAGCCUGGAGCUGCUGAUUGCUGCGCUGGCCGUGGCUGGAAACGUGCUGGUGUGCUGGGCCGUCAGCCUCAACAGCAAUCUCCAGAGCAUCACUAACUACUUCGUGGUGUCCCUGGCGGUGGCCGAUGUGGCCGUGGGCCUCCUCGCCAUCCCCUUUGCCAUCGUUAUCAGCACAGGCUUUUGCAGUCACUUCCACGGCUGCCUGUUCAUUGCCUGCUUUGUCCUCGUGCUCACGCAGAGUUCCAUCUUCAGCUUGCUGGCCAUCGCAGUCGACCGCUACAUUGCCAUCAAGAUCCCGCUCAGAUACAACAGCCUGGUGACAAAUCUGCGAGCAAAAGGCAUCAUCUGUCUGUGCUGGAUCUUGUCUGUGAUCAUUGGCCUGACACCGAUGCUCGGCUGGCACAUGAACAGCACCAACUUCACCAACAGCUCGUGUCCCGCUGGCAUGACUGAGUGCCUGUUUGAGAGAGUGGUCACGAUGGACUACAUGGUUUACUUCAACUUCUUCGUCUGUGUCCUCAUGCCGUUGGUGGCCAUGUUGGUAAUCUACGCUCGGAUCUUCAUGGCAGCUCGACGGCAGCUCAGGCAGAUGGAGCACAAGACAUCAUACAGUCAUAGUGAGGGAUCAUCCGCAUCCUCAUCGACUCGCUCGACGCUGCAGAGGGAGGUCCACGCCGCAAAGUCUCUCGCCAUCAUCGUCGGACUGUUCGCUAUCUGUUGGCUUCCUCUGCACAUCAUCAACUGCUUCACAUUGUUCUGUCCGAAAUGCCCACGCCCACCGCUCUGGAUAAUGUACCUCGCCAUUAUUCUCUCACACGCAAACUCAGUGGUGAACCCCUUCAUUUACGCCUACCGCAUCCGAGACUUCAGAUUAACGUUUCGCAGGAUUAUUCGGCAGCAUUUCCUCAGGCGGCAUGACGGGCUGGCCAGCAGCACCACCUCCACCAGGAUUAGUGUCAUCGAGUCAUCCUUCACCAAUAUGACUAAUGGCAAAGUGAACGACUGCAGUCCUGGGAAAAGUAAUAAAAUUGUAAAGGAAAUUCAUUGCACAGAUAGACACUGGAACUCAUGCUCAGAUCUAGAGUGCACUGUUCCUGCCCGACUUCCUGAUCAGAUUAUCAAUGAAAUUCCUUCAGAAAUCAUGCUGGUGAAGGACUGCUGUGUUAUCACCAAUGUCAAUCUUAGCUCCAUAUCCACAAGGACAAAACAUGUGGUGGAGCUCACAGAGGUCUCAUGAAGCAUGACAUUAGCCAAGUUAAACAAACAUAUAGCCUCGACACAUCCGAGGCCUGAUUCUCGCUACUGUCUGGAGCCAGAUAAGCCUUGGGUUAUGUGUACCUACAUUUGUGUGGGAACCGGAUGAACAUGGCUGUUAAAUUGUGACACAUCAUUUGUGUCGGGUUUAUCGGAUGGAUUUCCCACAUCGCUCGCAAUUACAGUGCUUUCAAGGUUGUCAGUUCUCUAACAGAAGCUAUGCUCCAAUUAAUCCAUACAAAAAGCCCAAAUUUAUUGACAAACACAUAGUCUAUUUAUUUAACCAUGACAUUUUUAAUAGUUUGGGAGCUCAGAUGCACAUUCAGCUAUGCUAUGGACAGUGACUGUGGAACUUUUAUGAGAGGGGAAGAACUCAUCUCUAAGAGCUUGAAGAGUCAUAACCUAUGUUCACACUAGCAAGUGACAAAGCGACAAGUGGUCAUUCAUUUCCUAUGUAUAUGUGCAACACAGAGCACAAUUAAACUGAGAUUUUUCUAAUGCAUAUUAGGUAUGACGCUGUAAAGCGACAAAUCCAAAAGAUUGGUCCUAAUGAUUCCGCUGACCAAUCCUGUGGUGAGUGUGGUUCGAUGUUUCUUCACUUCCCCACUCACAACUUUAGUUCCUUUCUGCAAUUAGUUCCCUUUUACUGUUUUACUUGCAAAAAUGGAAGAAAAGCUUCUUUUCAUCUUGUCCUGUCAUGUACAACUUCUCAUUAAAUGUGCAUAGAGACAUUAUUAAGAAAUAUAAAGCUUGGAAGGAAGUAGCAUUGUUGGUACCUCUGGCAAGAGAAGUGUAAAACAAACAUUACUUGCAAAUCAAACUUAAACACAUCAACAAGGGACAAACUAUAAGCGACACAAGCGACUUGUCACCUGCUAGUGUGGUUAGCUAAGACUUGAGAAAUGUUAGUGAGGAGACGUAUGUGGUACGAAACGUGGCGGUGUAUGAACUCAGCCACAAGAAGCAAUAGGAAAGCAUUUAUAGGAAAUUAACAAGGCAGAAGGUGGGGCUUCAGAUGAGGUAUUUCUCUCAAACUUCCUAACUCCAUUUUGUACCAGUGUGCAUGUUGUGAGGUUUAUACAGUAAAGGUGCAUUCAAAAAGAAAUUCAGGAAGUGUUACCAUUAAAUUAGGUAACAAUGAGGUCAAUCUGACUUUUAAGAUUACACUCCAUUGAGCAUCAGUAUAAUGGCCAGUAUAAAUGCAGUAUAUAUAGGUAGAUAGAUAGAUAGAGAUAUACUGUUAUACCUAUCUGAGAUUCCUCUACAAGCCCACAUUUUGACUGUGAAACAUUUAGUUAUUUGGUGGUUCUGAAUUUCACCAAAUAAAAAACAAAGCUCA
Pangasianodon hypophthalmus (striped catfish) is the source of this 4781-nucleotide messenger RNA. It is a transcript of the gene adora2ab, whose product is annotated as adenosine A2a receptor b. The coding region runs from base 2160 to 3425 and encodes 421 amino acids. Gene Ontology annotation, molecular function: G protein-coupled adenosine receptor activity. The transcript has 4 exons. Lineage: Eukaryota; Metazoa; Chordata; Actinopteri; Siluriformes; Pangasiidae. Gene Ontology annotation, cellular component: membrane. Gene Ontology annotation, biological process: G protein-coupled adenosine receptor signaling pathway; adenylate cyclase-activating G protein-coupled receptor signaling pathway. The record is from RefSeq and is a predicted model, not a curated record.